Molecule: messenger RNA, 705 nt
Organism: Cokeromyces recurvatus
Lineage: Eukaryota; Fungi; Mucoromycota; Mucoromycetes; Mucorales; Mucoraceae
Exons: 2
Coding region: 89-562 (157 amino acids)
Source: RefSeq, a predicted model, not a curated record
UUUUUUUUUUUAAAUUAUUGUAUUUUUAUCUCUUUUAUAUAUAUAAAUAUAUCUUUUUCUCUUGUUUCAAUAAUUACAGGAAUUUAACAUGGGCUGCUGUUCAUCAGUACCUUCUAAUGAUGAUAAUCGAGAAACAACUAAUUGCACAUCAGAGCAAUCUCAAUCACAACCACAACAAACUACAGAAAUACAGCAACAUCAAAGUUCAUUAUCAACUAAAGAACUAUCAAUACAUUCAAUAGAAAAACAAGAAAAUAUAACGACUACAGAAUGGCCAAUAUGUGUUCGACUUUCAAAUAAUGGACAAGAUAUUCAUAUAAAAGUUCCUACUCAACCUCCUUAUUUAACUCUUGCUGGACUUCGACGUACAUUAUUACCUCACUUGGAAAGUAUAAAAUACACUCGUGUCAAAUUUAUUUAUUUAGGUCGUAUCUUAACUGACCAAUAUGUUAUUGUACCUACUCAGCAAUCUGAUCCUGACUCACCUUUACCCCCUCCAAAAAAUCGUACUAUUCAAAUACAAAAAGAAGGCGUCAUUCAAGCUAUGAUUUUAACAAAAUAAUUCCCUUUUAUUUUAUUUAUUUUUUCUUUCUUUUUCUUUUUUUUUUCAUUUUUUCAUUUUUUCAUUUUUAUGCAAGUUGCAUUUCAUGAAAAUCUUCUGGUACAGCUUCUAGUUCGAUACCUGCCAUUUCCUUAAAUUUCUCA